CUGACAUGUCGGAACGGCAUGUCCAAAUCUUCAAAUUCAGUCCUGAAAUCUUCACGGUUCACUUUUUCAUCGAGUAUUUCUAUCCAGCAACUGCAUCUUUCUUCUCACUAGUCAGAAUGUAAAACAAACCUUCUUCACUUGAAAGUAGCGGGCAUCGUUAUGUGAAUUCAGGGUAAUAUUUCCGCUUUUUGUUGGGUCAAAGUUGAGCCAUCUGUCUCAAAGCUGCAGAAAGACUGGCGGUUCGCUUGCACACUCCGGUAACGAUAUCGAUAUGCAGCGCAGAGGCAAUUCCAAGCUUAUAUGGAUACUCAAUAAACGUUAUGGACUUGUGGUCAUUGUCAUUUUAUUUCUUAUUGCUCUUCGACAAAUGUUCAGUUCUGAAAUUGAACUCGGAAAAACAAAAAAUGACCUGUCUGAACAUAACAAUGAUUACAUAGGAAGAAUUUCUGAAACCAAGAUAAAGAUUGAUAAAAAAGUUGAAGGGCGAUCUGGUUUGACCACAAAAGGUCGCCAGUUUUAUCUUGACGGGAAACGUUUUCGUAUAUUGGGUGGCGAAAUUCAUUAUUUCAGAUUCCCUCUUCAGUAUUGGAGACACAGGUUACUUCUACUAAAAGCAUGCGGCCUCAACACUGUGACCACAUAUAUACCAUGGAAUGCUCAUGAACCAAUAGAGGGAAAAUUUGAUUUUUCUAACAUGUUAGAUUUGGCAAAAUUCAUUGAAAUUGCUGAAGAGUUAGAGCUGUACGUUAUUCUUCGCAUUGGACCAUAUAUUUGUGCAGAAUGGGAAUGGGGUGGAUUACCAAGUUGGUUGCUUCGCGGGAGUGAAAUUAAAAUUCGAACGAGUGAAACGACAUUCAUCAAUCAUGUUCGAAAAUAUUUUGAUAAACUGCUGCCUAUUAUAAGACCAUAUCAAUAUACUCAUGGUGGUCCAGUUAUUGCAGUGCAAGUUGAGAAUGAGUAUGCUGCAUUCCCAAACUAUGAUCCUUUGUAUGUGAAGGAAUUAAAAGAUAUGGUUAUACAGAGAGGUAUUGAAGAAUUUUUAUUUGUGUGUGAUGAUAGAAGUGGUGUUCUUGAAUAUUAUGACAAGUUAGAUUACGGAGGAAUGAUGAGAUCCAUCAAUUUACAACAUAAACCUGCAGAAGUUAUGAGGCAAUUACGCAGUGUACAACGUAACUGGCCUUUAUUUGUGUCAGAGUAUUGGACAGGAUGGUUCAAUUGGUGGGGCGGACCCAAUCAUGAUCUGGGAGUGCCAUGGUUAAAUAGCCUUGAUGUCAGUACUUUUGAAAAUAAUACCAAACAGUUGUUAAACACUGGAGCUAGUAUCAAUAUGUAUGUAUUUGCAGGUGGAACAAAUUUUGGAUUCAUGAAUGGUGGAAUGAUUCAACCUGGAGAUAGAGGACAUGGGGAUAUAACGUCUGCAGAUAUAACAAGUUACGAUUACAAUGCACCUGUGACAGAAGAAGGAAAAGUAACAGAUAAAUAUUAUGUUACAAGAAAAUUAUUACAAAAUCUCUCUCCUGAUAGAAAAUUCAUAAAUCCUCCUCCAGAACCAGAGCUUGAAGAAUAUGCUUCUAUAAAAAUUGACAGCUAUGUUACACUUAACAACUUGUUGGAAGCUAUGAAUAAUUGGAUGUUCAAAUCCAAAAGUCCUAUUUCAAUGGAGAGUUUUCCGAUGAAAGUAGACAGGAACGAAGGCCAAGCUUAUGGAUAUGCUUUUUAUGAAUGUACUUUAACUGGAAAAUACCAGUUCAAACUGGAUAUUGCUGGAAAUAUCAGAGACCGUGCUCUGUUGUUUCUGGAUAAUGUUUAUCAAGAAACGAUUACUCCUGUGAUGGAUGAUGUAACAAUAAGAUCAAAAAGUGAUACAAAACACACUGUGAGUUUUAUGGUGGAAAAUCAAGGAAGAGUCAAUUGGGUUUCAAGGGAUAUGCCCGGUAUUAUGGAAAAACAAAAAAAGGGAAUAAUUGGUGACAUAAAAUGUAAUGAUGAGGUUUUGGAAAACUGGAAAAUUUGGCCCCUCGAAUUCGAUGCACAAUUUCUCCGAAAACUUGAUCAAUUAUCACGAGAUGGUUCUUUGUUAUGGCAUAAGAUGAAUUCCGAUUCGAACCAACAACUCACAGUCCCUGCUCUUCUAAUGACAACCCUCAAAUUGGGAAAACCCACCCCAAAGGACACUUUUCUUGAGCUUGAAGGCUUUGAAAAGGGACUGGUAAUUGUAAAUGGAAUCAAUAUAGGCCGAUACUGGAACUCUGCUGGCCCACAAAAACGGUUAUAUCUUCCUGGUGUAUGGCUGCAUGCAGGAGAUAAUGAUAUUUUAAUUUUUGAAGAGGCAAAGAUAGGAAAUUCUAUAUCUUUUCAUAAAAGUUGUGGAAUGGCACCAAGUCAGCUUAAAAAUAAAAAAGCCAAGUAAAAUGAAUGUGCAAUAUAGUUAAAACUUAUAGUUCACCAAUAUUCAUUGCUUUACAAUGCUGCUAAUGGUAUUUGCAUAUGUGUAAUUAUGGUAAUUAUAUUGGUAUAUUUUUGGUAGUACAUGAACAGUAUGACAGUGCAAUCUCAAUUUUUAUAAACUCUCCAAGUGACUCCAACUACUAAUUGACAACUAAAGUUUUGAUUGGAGUGCUACAAAUUUUAUAUCGGAGGUUUUCCAGAACGGAUCAUAUAUAUAAAUUACUUCAUAUUCAUUAUUUUAAAAUCAUUUCGGAAUAAUUUACAACAGUCCCAUUCAUUCCAAUUUGCUUCUGAGCAAUUGAAAGGUAAAACGUAUUUUGAUUCUGAUGGAGUGAUGUCUGUGAAAAAUUCAUGAAAUCACUGUUAAUCUUAACUUUCCUUUUCUGGAUUUAUAACUAUUGUAUAUAUUUUGACUCACAUGCUUUUUGUUGAUAUUUCGUAUCAAAUACUAUAAUUUAUAAUUUGAGUGAAAUAUUAUUUUAGAAUGUACUUAGAAUUGUCGAUCAUUUAUUUUAAAAAACCUUUAGGCUUCAAGCCGCAACUCAUGAUUCUGGCAUCCAAUUUGGUCUAAACUUUCUAGACUGAACUCGUACUGUAUUGCUUUGCUACUUUGUCUCUAUAUAAAAAAAUUAACGGUUUAAAACCAAAGCUAUAGUACAUCCAAAUUCUAGCUAGUACGUAAUGUCAGUUAUUUUUUCUUGUAGAAUGAAUUUCUCAUUUUAACUAUUUAUAAAUUUUAAAAAUAAUUUUUAGUAAUUAUGCUUAUUACUGAGGCAAGCCUGUUUCAAAAAGAGGUUCGUGAUGCUCUAUAGCUUUGUGCUAUCAUCACUGCGCAUGGGGGGCUUUUUGGUUUUGGCACUUGUUCGAGCAUUAAUUAAUUAACGCAACCACUUUAUGGGCUACCUAUUAUCAAUGUUAUUUUGGUGGGUUUGAGGUGACUUUGAUUAGUGGUACGAUUCAUUCAUGAAGGAAUUUUUUUUUUGACUUAAGUCAUAGAAAAGAUUUAUUAAAAGUCAUUCAUGGGGGUAGUUUGAUUUCUGACUAAUUAUAAGCGCUGGUCCAAAUAAGAGCGAACACGUACUACUUUUUUUAACAAUAGCUUUUCAUCUAAAAUCUGUAUGCUUCAAACCUUACUUGGAAGUUUUGUUUGCCAUCCCGAUUCUAUAAUCAGUUUUAUUUAUUUUGCUAUUAUCAAUUAUUUCAUCUUCAGUUAUGCUGAUUAUGGAGUCGAAAUGAAAGGCUAAAGUUAGAAAAGCUGUAUUCCCCAACUUAAGAUUUGAUCUUUUAUGCUCCUUGAUUUGGCGAAACCAUUGCUUGGAAGAAUUAAAAAGGAACUUGACACUGUUAUUUUGUAAGUGGGCUGUGUGAUAUUGAUGACUUAGUUUUAAGUUUGCUUUUCACUAACGAGCCUCAUCCUAACAUGUGAUUAUAUUAAUUCAAUGCAGUAUGUUACCGGUACUUUUAUUUGUUAUGAUACAGCAUGAAAAAGAGUCAUUGCCCAAAUAUAUUUGUAUUUUUAAUUAUUUUGCUCCAUCAUUAUAAAUCAAUUACAGACUGUUAUAGAUUUGAUAACAUAUAUAUUUCUCUUUGAAAUUAAAACUGGAAUAUUAUAAUUAUUUAUAAUCCUUACUUUAUUCUGGAAUGGUAAAAAAAUAUGUCCAUUC
Messenger RNA from Styela clava, 4112 nucleotides. RefSeq names its product beta-galactosidase-1-like protein 2. NCBI's taxonomy places the organism in Eukaryota, Metazoa, Chordata, Ascidiacea, Stolidobranchia, Styelidae. The record is from RefSeq and is a predicted model, not a curated record. Gene Ontology annotation, biological process: carbohydrate metabolic process. Gene Ontology annotation, molecular function: beta-galactosidase activity.